Messenger RNA from Fonticula alba, 1939 nucleotides. RefSeq lists its product as hypothetical. Lineage: Eukaryota; Rotosphaerida; Fonticulaceae. The coding region runs from base 1 to 1800 and encodes 599 amino acids. The transcript has 3 exons. The record is from RefSeq and is a predicted model, not a curated record.
AUGGGAUUGUCCUCCGCAUCGCCGCCGCCACCGCCGCCACCGCCCGAGCGCAUUGCCCGAGGACAUGUGGCUGCCGUCACGGCCGCCGUCCUCAGCCCGUUGCCCUCGCUGCCAUACCUGUUCAGUGGCGAUGCGGCCGGGGCCCUGCGUGCCACCCACAUCCAUACCUACCGAUCCGUGCACCUGACAUCGGUCGGGGAACUGAUGCGGCCGUUGCUUGCAGAUCCCGAGCGCGCGGUCCCAACAAGCUUGAAGAACGUCGACACGAGCCAAAGUCAUGGGCAUUUCGCGGUGCUCGGCAUUGGCUUGGCUGGCUUGCAGUUGGCCAUCCAAACGCGCUUCGGGGAUUUGCUCUUUCUCCAGCUAUCUGACCGGCUGCUGGCCAUUGGAGGCGAUGCGAGCACAGUCGCGUCAGCCGGUGGUCCGCUGAUGCCACUGCUCCCGACCGCCGGGUCUGAGCUGGACUUGCUUCUGCCUGAGCGCCUCCUGGCUGCGGCAUACAUCCUGCCAAAUGUGUCAUCGCUGAGCGGUGGCCUGGCGGCGGCCUCCUUUGCCUGUCCGACGAAUGGGGCAUCUCGCGCCCGAUGCAUCCUGCCCAGUGAUGUCGAUGGCCGCGAGGCUGGACCCACUGGUCGGCCCGAGUCCGAUCGUGUUCUCCAUGUGAAAGUCAUCGAGUGGACUGCCCCAAAUGGCAGGCUCCUUGCCGAGCCGGCCGCUACCUUGCCGGAGCUCGGCCUUCUGGAGCCCCAGCUGGCUGGCGCUCUGACAGUCACGGCUGUGGCCCCCGGCGAGGCGGCCCCACCGGAGGCGGCCCCUCGCCCGGCGGCCAACAUCAGUCCUGCCUUUGCGCAGCUUCUGCAACAUGCGCCUCUCACAUCGCCCAGCGGGCCAGGUUCCAUGCGUCCGAUUGCCCUGGCCCCGAGCGGCCGGGAUCCCGUGCCUCUGCCCGGAGCGCCGGUGGGUCUCAUCGAGGCAGACCUCUUUUUCGAGCUGUCCUCCGGCGCCGGCCCCACGCGUCUGCCCAUGGUGACCAGCACCCUGCUGACACCGCUGCCCGGGGCAUCUGGCCAGCCGGAUUUCCUGGCCCUCGGUCUGGAGGAUGGUCGUAUUUUGGCCGGGUUGCUGCGAUCGAGCGCCGGGGGGCUGAUGGUGUCGGACUUUGUCCUGUCAAAGCGACUACUCCAGGAGCCAGUCUUUGCGAUGGCCUUCUCCACGGACCCGGGGGCUCCCGGCCGUUCGGGCAUCCUCUCGCUGGCUGGCGUCGACAGCGCGGUGGUAUGCCUACCUGUCGGCCUGUCGGCCUGUGGAGAGAGGCUCACGCUAUCUGAGCGAGCUAUUUCCACGCCGCUGCCAUCCGGCGGGGUGGCCGCACUGGCCAGCCUGGAACUGCCCCCCCGUCGUCCGAGCACCGGGCGCGCCGCCAAUGGGGUAUGCCUCGGGGUAGCCUCGUGGGAUGGAUGUCUGCGGCUGCUGCGGGUACAUGCUGGACACUUUACCUGCCGGCCCGUCGAGGGCAGCCCAGGCCUUCCGCCGGCACCGCCCUGCUUGUUGCCCCUCGCGGAGCUCCGCAUGGAGCCAGAGCAGCCCCAGCAGUCACCCCUGUCGUGUCUCUCCUUGUCCGCAUGGAGCGCCCCGGCUUCCCUGGCCAGUCCCGGCCCCUCCGACUUCGGGCUGGAGAUCCCCCUGCCAGGCAGCUUGCGUGGGCCCGGCGCACCGGGCAGCCACAGCGCGCCUGGCGGCCGGAUCCGAGCCGUGGCCGGCGCGCGGAAUGGUACUCUCGGCAUUUGGCGAGUAUGCUAGGUGUGGGUGGGUGCGUGCGUCUAUCGAUCUCUGUCGCCCCUUUUCCCCGUGGAGUGGCUCACACCUAGCUCGAAAGGAAGAAAAAAAAUACAGUAACUAGACAGCUGCACAGAUGGCAACACCCUGUCGAGGGCCACGC